CGCUACGGUAGUGGGGCUAGCUCCUUCCGAGUGGGUCUGCAGCCGCCAUGGGGAAGGUAAAUGUGGCCAAGCUGCGUUACCUGAGUCAGGAUGACUUCAGGGUCCUAACUGCGGUUGAAAUGGGCAUGAAGAACCAUGAAAUAGUUCCCUGCAGUUUGAUUGCUUCUAUUGCAAGCCUGAAACAUGGUGGCUGUAAUAAAAUCUUACGAGAAUUAGUAAAACAUAAACUGAUAGCUUGGGAACGUACCAAAACUGUCCAGGGAUAUCGGUUGACAAACGCUGGCUAUGAUUACCUAGCUUUGAAAACACUUUCUUCUAGACAGGUCGUCGAGUCUGUUGGAAACCAGAUGGGUGUUGGCAAAGAAUCAGAUAUCUACAUUGUUGCAAAUGAAGAAGGACAGCAGUUUGCAUUAAAGCUUCACAGACUAGGAAGAACCUCCUUCCGAAAUCUAAAAAACAAACGUGAUUACCAUAAGCACAGGCAUAGUGUUUCUUGGCUUUAUUUAUCUCGUCUCUCUGCAAUGAAGGAAUUUGCUUAUAUGAAGGCAUUACAUGAUAGAAAAUUUCCAGUUCCAAAGCCUGUUGAUUACAAUCGCCACGCAGUGGUCAUGGAGCUCUUAACUGGUUACCCGCUAUGUCAGAUACACCAUGUUGAAGAUCCUGCAUCAGUAUAUGACGAAGCCAUGGAACUAAUUGUCAAACUUGCAAAUCAUGGGUUGAUUCAUGGAGAUUUCAAUGAAUUCAAUCUCAUACUGAAUGAAGAUGACCACAUCACCAUGAUUGAUUUUCCACAGAUGGUUUCAACUUCUCAUCCCAAUGCUGAAUGGUAUUUUGACAGAGAUGUUAAAUGCAUCAGAGAUUUCUUCAUGAGACGUUUUGCCUAUGAGAGUGAGCUUUAUCCAGCCUUUAGUGAUAUCAGGAGGGAGGAUUCUCUGGAUGUCGAGGUUUCUGCCAGUGGCUACACAAAGGAAAUGCAGGCAGAUGAUGAACUCCUACAUCCAGUCGGUCCAGACGAUGCAAGUACUGAGAGAGAGGAGGAAGCUGCUUUCUCCUUUUCUGAUGUUGAGCUGUCGGAAAAAGCAAACAUUUGUAGGUCAGAAAUUGAAAGUGAACAGAGUGCUGCAGAUGACUCAGGAGGCCGCUGCUGCAGCUCAUCUGGAGAUGGUGAGCCAAUAGAAGACAGUUCAGAAGAAAGUGCCCACGCACACAGCUUGGCAAUGGCUGAUUUCAGUCAGCCCUCAGAGGAGAUAAAAGGGCAUAUUUUUGAAAACAGCUGUACAACUGAGUUUUCUGAGAAUGGAACUGAGAAGGACUCCAUGCGGGAAUGCCAGACAGGUGGAGGAGGAAUCCGUGCUGCCUCCGAGGAAGAUGAAGAUGACUGCCCUCGUCUUGUUAACCUGUCGCUGAAGGAAGACUUCAGGCCUUUCAGAGAUGAAGAAAAUGUGGAAAAUAUCACGCAGUCUAGAGCAAGAACUCUGAGUGUUACUUCUGCAGGCAGUGUUGUAAGCUGUUCAACAAUUCCUCCAGAAUUAAUAAAACAGAAGGUGAAACGUCAGUUGACAAAACAGCAAAAGUCAGCUAUCAGACGUCGACUACAGAAAGGAGAAGCAAACAUAUUUACUAAGCAACGGAGAGAACACAUGCAAAAUAUUAAAUCAAGUUUAGAAGCAUCCAGCUUUUGGGGAGAGUAAUACAUUAAGAUAUUGGCUAUUUCUAUUCUGUAUUUUUUCAAGUUACUAUAACUAUUUUCAGUGUCCUUGGUCUUUUUUGGACCAAGGCCAGUAUGUAAGUGUGUAAAUAAAGCCAUCUUUGUAAACUUGA
Molecule: messenger RNA, 1821 nt
Organism: Octodon degus (degu)
Lineage: Eukaryota; Metazoa; Chordata; Mammalia; Rodentia; Octodontidae
Gene: Riok2
Product: RIO kinase 2
Exons: 10
Coding region: 48-1691 (547 amino acids)
Biological process (GO): maturation of SSU-rRNA; protein phosphorylation
Cellular component (GO): cytosol; preribosome, small subunit precursor; nucleus
Molecular function (GO): protein serine/threonine kinase activity; ATP binding
Source: RefSeq, a predicted model, not a curated record